GCAGUGAAAGAGCUCGAGGGCGAAAUCCACGUUUCAGUCUGUCGCGUGUGUUGCUACGGCUCGUCUAGUGCACCGCUCUCUCCACCGCUGCCGUUGCACAGUGAUCUCUCAGUGCUCUCGAAUCUCUCUCGGGCGGAGAGGGCUGAUGCCGUCGUGAUGUCGUGAGAAAGAGAGAGAGAGAGAGAGAGGAGCGCACGCGAGAGUCACGCAUAUAUACGUGGCCGAGGAGGAGGAGGAGGAAGAGGACCGGAGCGGUGGUGCGCGAGUCCCACGCGACCGCUGAGGGGGGACGGCGAGAUGACGUCUCGACGGAACGUCGCGCGACCUCGUCGCUCGUCGUCGCGGAUCGCCGCUCCUCGCGCGUAAACCCAAAUUCCCGCUCGUGAAAUUCCCGCCCGACCGCCCGCGACGUCGAUAUCGGAUCUCGUCCGAGAUCGUCCCGCGCCUCCCGAGUCUCACCAAAUUCACCUACGAAACGUAUAUCCGUCAAACGACGAAUUACUGCCGUGAGACGAUCGCCCGACUCGCGAAACUACAGCUUGCACACGUAGCGCAAAGUGAAAUUCGUCCCGCGAGACAGCCCACCGCGCGAAGAGGAACGUCGCAACCUUCGCGCUCCGAUCUCUCAGAGAUUGGAAUUUAAAUUCUUACGAGAGGGAAAUCGUCGUCGACCCGAGCCGCGCGCGCGAACCGAAGGAUGCACGUGAUCCUAUUUAACGCUACAUCCCAUUAGAAUAUGUCGCGUAAGUCUUUAAAAAGCAAACGAGGGGAAAAGGUCGAGCACGCUGCAGCGACUACACCGCUCCGCUGGCGGCCGAGAGAUGACUAUACCACUGGCGAGAGAGAGAGAACGAUAAGCCUAUUAUCAGCCAGCUUUAAGUGAAGCGAGAUUGAUCGCGUAAAAAUAACCGGCGCGCGGUACAAAAAAGAAACUGAGAGGAUCACGUGGCGGGAAUGCGCGCGAGGUACACUUUACGGCGGCGAUUGCUAUAUCCGUAUCGCGAUCGUCAAAACCGUGUGUGAAGGAACCCUCCCCGUGGGUUGACUUCCGCCGCGUGAGCCGCGUCCACCUAGCUCACCUCCGGAGAUGCUCGCGGGGAUCGCCGUUGUGACGCCGGGUGAUGACGAUUGGCGAGCGAAUUGUCCGUAACAAGAUUGGAUGAUGACGGAUUCCCCGACACCAUCGACCAGUAGACAUCACGACGACAAAUGCGACAAGCCCGAGAGAUCCGAUAAGACGGUGUUACUGCAAAUCCAGGAUAUAAACAGCCAGGUAGCGCAGUUCCGCGAUUUGCUCAUUAACAUCGGACAGCCGCGCGACUGUCCGGAGCUACGUGAAAAAAUACGGAAGCUGCGUCGUAGCUGCGUGGAGGCUUGCAAGAGCACAUCUCAACUGGUACUGCCGCACGUGCAAAGCGCUAUGGAUGUCGGAAUACCAGUCGACAGUCCAAAUCUGGUGCUGCUGUUUUACGUGGUACAGCUCUUCUUACGCGAGCUGCACAAGAGUAAAAACCUUAUACAAAUCAUACCCAUGGACAUGUCCGGAUAUUAUGAGAACCGCGCUGGUCCCUCGUAUAUCGGCAAUGUGGUCUCGCAAAUCCUCCUCUGCAAACAAAUUAGGCCGGACUUCAACGAGGAGGAGCUGUGCAGCAUCCGAAAGGACUCGGAAGAGAUCGGGCAGCUGAUAGCGGAGCUACAAGAAUUUAUGCCCCAAUCCGAGGCUGACACGGGUACAAUUCCGCCGAGAAAACCGUGGCCCUUCACAAUCCUGGGAACAAAAUCAAUCGGAACAACGGAACACGGAGGAUGCACCGAUGGAGCAGCAACAGAGACCGACAAUCGUCCUACUUCCGCAACGGUUUCAGAUUUCUGUGCUGCGCCGCGAGCACUAAUUACGUUUAACGUACAUACAUAACUCAUCCUAACUCAUUAAAACGUAAUGUAGUUCCGAUUAUGCGAAUAAUUAAUGCGCACCGAUAUUUUCAGCAGUGAUUUCAACGCUAAAUUCCCUGAAAUAAAGUUAACAGGAAUCGACGGCGCUCUUCGGCGCUCGUAAAUGAAUCGCGGUGGGAAAGUCCCGUUUAUGAAGUACCCUAAGAAAGGCGUAGUUAAUAGUUUGCCGAUUUAUUUUCAAAGUGAACUCGAAGUCGCUUUACUUUCGACGAAACUUUAAUAUCGCGCCUUCAUCUAUCGUAAUUUCUCAACUAGUUUCCGCAUCAUUAAUACACGUCUCUCUUGGGAUAUACUUUAUGAAAGACAGCGGAUAAAGAACGUCGCAACGAUAAAGUCGGGAGAUAUACACUUCGAGGCCUAACUGAAAGGCCUAAACCUGUCCCGUUUGCAGAGAUAUAUAUCCUUGGAACAAAUUUUUAACGCACGUACAGCCGGUGACAAUCAAAGUAGAAGCGCUCGAGAUCGCUGAUAAUUAUUGACAAAUCGCGCCGCGACGGACACGGGUAAGCAGAUGACGGGAACGGAUGAGGAGAAAAAAAGAAGGGAGGGGAAUUUCAGCACUCUUUUACGUCUCUCAGCAUAAGAAUUCUAGUGGCACUCGAUACUGUUCCUAUUUUUUUCCAACGUCCUUCUAAUCUCUCCUAAGAAUUCGCUUUGUCCUAUUAAACUUCCAAGCCGCGGAGACAAAAGGGUUGCCGUUGUCGAGGAGCCCUUUAUUCAAGUCCACUCCACGAUCGUUUCAUCAAUCCCACGAUUGCGCGCGCCACGAUUGCUCGGUUAUCUAACUCGAAGUUUUUUCCCAAAACGUAUCUCUUACGCGCAGAAAAACGUCAUUCCCGUGUUAAGCAAAGCGACUUUACUCAAUUUCAGUUUUCUUCUUUCAGGUAAAGGUUAUCUUUACAAAGAAAACUUAAUAAUAAUCUUCAAGUACACUCAUUAUUUACUCGAAACAAGUAACAUUUGCUUAAAAUAAACUUCCGUGUACGCUGUGAAAGAUACGCACUGUAAAUUAUUUGGAUUGAAUAUUGUUUAUUUCAAAUAUUUCCAUAAAUGCAUCGCAAGUUUAUUCAAAAUAUAUUCUGAAUCCUAAUAAUUUUAUACUUCAAUUAAAAAUAUUAAAUUAAAACAAAAAUUCGAUUUACUCAUAUUCUGUUUUUUCGUGGAUACAAUUUUUUAAUAUUCUUCGAAAAGGGAUACAUUCUUUCUGAGUACAUAAUGAGUCUUUCUAAAAUUUAUGAGUAUAUUUUAAGACAAUUAUUAAGAAAAUAUUCUUUGUUAAAGAUAACCGUUCCUUGCAAAAAGAAAAAAAAAGCAAAUUAGACGAUCGCUUUUCUUAGCAAUAUAAUUGAUGUUUUUCUCUACAUAUUAUAACGAAUUCUUUCGGUUUCGCAUUUAGACCUGUCGUUCGUGUCAAAUUUAAUAAUCGUGGAUCUUCGACAAGGUAAUAAUCGCACGUAAUCAAAACUAGCUUGUAAUCUCCGAUUCCGGGUCUCAGAAUCCCCGGACGGGAAUCUAGACGAACGCAUUUUCGAAUAUAUCGUCAGAGUAAAUCGCGUCUGUGUCGUGUCAAAGCGAGUAGAUGUAUGUUGUGGAGCAAUUAUAAUAUCCUAGCGUAUUUACAAGUGAGUGGACCAACCUCGAUCUAUUUAUAAUGCGCGACGGGCGCGCACGCAUUAUAGCCCUAGAUACGCGCGUUUCGCAUCUCGCGUAUAUAUAUGUAUAUAGAGAUUGUCUACAAAGCAAUACGUAGGAGUACACACGCGGAGGAAGUGUUGCGCGAAGAUAUGUAUGUGUGUGUAUGUGCAUGCAUAUAUAUAUAUAUAUACACAUAGAGUUAGUCGCGCACGCCCGUUAAUACAUUUCUCUCGCAUGAAAUGUGUAGCGGGGAGAACACGGUCGUUAUCUUGUGACUUUAACCCUAAACAGUAUCGUUAUUCAAUAAAAAUAAAAGGGAGGGGUGAGAAGAAGACGCCUAUACAGCUUUAACGAUCAGUUUUGUUCCGGAAGUUUCCCAAGUAACACGUGUUGCUACUACUUUUACACACGGACUCCUAAAUGAGUUGCGUUACGUUUAGGGGACGUAUGUGAAACGUGUAUGGGACAACCCGGGCUACUUUACUAAUUCGCGCUUUAAUUCGAAACGAUAAAUGUCGACAUAUCGCGAUGCAAAAAGGGAUAUUUUUAUAUCUUCGCACACAAAUAGAGAGCGUUACUGUUUCGGGUUAAUAACGACCAGCCGGCAGGCGUCUGUGAACUAUGAAGGCAAGAAAAAAAAAGAGGAAAAGAUCGAUACUAUGGCAGCGUCAAACAACCGUAUACAUUUCGACCGCAAUAAUAUAAUGUAAAAGAUACGAAAUAUUUUGUUACUUUCCCUUUUUAUCCGAAUAUUCCGACAUACUUUUUUAAAAACGACUGCACCUUUGAGUCUUUUCCGGUGUUAAUUGUUACGUUCCACCAAGGGAUCAUAUGUGAUACCUCGAACGUUCCAUAGUAUAACUCGAUUGAGCUGUUACGUAUGCAAAUUAGACGUAAGAUCGCACUCGAGUACGCGCAACAGGAGAGAGUGACUAUUUUAUAUGAGCGUUGCGCGGAAAGAGAGGCGGAAUGACGGAGCAGAGCACUCGCGGAGGAAUGACCACGUCCUGUUUCUUCUCCUAUUCCAAGCGACGCGAGAUUGUACGUUCGAUUAAAUAACACAUAUCAAUCGUGAGCGGGGUCAAAAAAAAAAAAGAGAGAAGAAUCCCAGCGAAAAUUUUUCUCAGAACUCUUUAUAUAAUAUUAUUUCUGCAUAAAUUUCAAGAUUUCUGUAUAAUUUUGUAACUUCUUCGGGAAGUCUCUUGGAUUUUUUAUACAAAUUGCAGCACUUUGUAAAAGUGCUGAGUAAGUCUGCCAAUCUCUUC
Molecule: messenger RNA, 4853 nt
Organism: Solenopsis invicta (red fire ant)
Lineage: Eukaryota; Metazoa; Arthropoda; Insecta; Hymenoptera; Formicidae
Gene: dcma
Exons: 5
Coding region: 1160-1915 (251 amino acids)
Biological process (GO): G protein-coupled receptor signaling pathway
Cellular component (GO): neuron projection; membrane
Source: RefSeq, a predicted model, not a curated record